This is a messenger RNA of Gaeumannomyces tritici R3-111a-1, 4195 nucleotides long. RefSeq lists its product as hypothetical. Lineage: Eukaryota; Fungi; Ascomycota; Sordariomycetes; Magnaporthales; Magnaporthaceae. The record is from RefSeq and is a predicted model, not a curated record. Gene Ontology annotation, cellular component: cytoplasm. The transcript has 4 exons. The coding region runs from base 1565 to 3115 and encodes 516 amino acids.
CGCAGGCGGGCCCCCUUUCAGCACCCGCCAAAUUUGAUAUUCGCUUGGCUCUUGCGUGGAGCCGGGAAAUGCGGAAACCAAACGCACCAGCACCAGCACCAGCAGCGCCCUAGCCCAGGUCUUUAUUACCACCCAGCAAGGGUUGUCGCGACGGAGAAAAAGCAGGGUCAGGCGGACUGGACCCUGAACAGCAACCGCGGCACCCCGGACCAGCUGCCCUGGGUCGCAACGACCAAUCCAACCAGAAAAGAAGAAAAAGAGAGUAGAUGCACUGAGAAGCGGCAGCGGGAGUCGAGCAAACAAUAAUAAGGACAGGGGAAAAUAGUCCCAGCCGCCGCCGCCAGCCGGGCCAAGGGCCUCCAAAUUCGCAUUGCUCUCCUGCUCAUCUGCAAUCUGCACCCCUUUUGGCUCCGCAGCUUGGAAGUGGGGAGUCGCGCAUCCGAGAGAGAAUCGUCGAGAUUGACGCCGCCUCUUCUGGGCUGUCGGUCCCCUUUCGCACGCCGCCAGUGCAUCCCCAGACUUUUUUUUUCUUCCUCUUUUUCUUCCCUCCUUUACUUGCAUCACUACCUCUCGCGUGCAUAAUCGCCUAUUUCUUCUUUUCUGGCCCCCGCGCCCGCACCCUGUCCGACUCCCAGACCCGGCCUUCUUUGUCCACUCGAACACGUCGCCCCCCGAUCUCGCACCGUGGCCCUGAGCCUCGCCGAAAGCACAGGCGACAGCACAGUAACACGUCCGUGUUCCCGUUCGCCGUCGACGACGCCAAAGGAAGAUACCGAGCGAAACCAGGGCGACGGAUUGUCUUCAACCGUCAUUCUUUAUUAUAUUUCACCCCGUGCUCCUUCCCAGAUUGCUCCGCUCCAGAAAUUGUAGCAGUGCCAGGAACCAGCUCGCGACUACGCAAUCACUGUUUGGCAUCCCCCAAGGAGCGACUCGCAAGUGAAGAGUAGUAACUUGCGGCUGGCUUUGACACCUAAUUGUCUUAUUCCCAUCCACCUUGGGGCGUCCUUCGCGAACCGUACACCAAGCCCAACCCGACGAGCCUCGCCAACCCAUUGCAUUCACUUCCCUCCGCCCGCGUGGACCCCGAAGCCUUGCCGACCAAGGCACAGCCGGAGGAACCAAACCAGCCGCCUCUGCCCUACCGGUUAGGUAUCGAUAGCACAAGCAUCUUUCGCGCCGCAGGGUCGCACGACUUUGCCCCUCCAUUUCAGGGCGCAGCCGAUAUUCGUUGAUUUUUUUUCUUGUCCGCCGUGGAACAGGCCCGACGUGGCCCCCAGCCCACAGCAGUCAAGGUUGCCCCCGUUUUUAUUUCGCCUGGGCUCGCCGCGCGCGGUCGGACAAAGCACGGGCGGGAGAGCCAGUGUUUGUUAUGGUAUGACGCCGGGGCAAAUUCGACAGGAAUUUGCGCCAUCGAGACAUUCCUCUUGAGAGCCUGCGGGUGUACUUGGUUCGGCCUUGUUGUCCACCUGACAGCAGAGACGCAACCGCAAAACGGGGCGCAUCACAUCGGCGAGACCUGACCUGCUGUUUAUUGUCUGUCGCUGCCGCUGGCAUUCUGCAUAAGAUGUCGGAUCACCAAGGCCACCGAUCUGCGGGAUCGGGAUUGACACUCAAUCUUUCAUCCAACAACCCAUUCCGCAAUCGCGCCGUCUCCCCCACCAACCUUCCCCGGAGCCCGGCCUCGCCUUUUGACGACCCGGUGCCUCCUCCCCGUCCCACCUCGCGAAAUCCCUUUCUCGAUCCUGCAAACAAGCCCGCCCAGUCGCAGUCCCAGGGUGUGUUGAUUUCGACCGACGACAUGGAUUCCAAAACCGACCAGCGGUCUCCCACGGCCGAAGAAAUAUUUGACGCUCUGACGCUCGACGACGGUGCCAAAAAAGGCACGCCGCCACCUCCAUCAUCGCGACCGCCCAGGCCGCCCGGUGCUCGCGGAGAGAACGUGCCUCCGCCAGGACGACGUGGUCCUCCGCCGCCCAACCACCGUCCCACCCGCUCACAGGAGGAGGCCAUGAGGGCACGGAGGAUGCAUGGCGCUGGCCACAGCGGCUCCUCGAAUUCUCCUGGGAGACGCGGCGAGCGUCGCCCGCGCCGCAACUCGGAGUCGUCCGUCAUCAGCGCUGAUAAGGAAAAGACGUUGACGGACGAGGAGAAGAAAGCUCGUGACCAGCGACGCAGGGAGCGUGAGCGCCGUCACCGCUCGAGGGACUCGAAGGACAAGACGAAGCCCCCCAGCCGGAAGCUCGAUAUCAUCGACCAACUGGAUGCCACCAGCAUCUAUGGCACUGGCCUGUUCCACCAUGAUGGUCCAUUCGAUGCCCUCAACCCCCACCGCAACAAGAAGGGCAGCAGUCGUGCUCCCAUGCAGGCGUUUCCUAAGGACUCGCUGAACAACGUUCUCGGAGGAUCUGGACCCGUAAAUGCCCGCCCCGACCAUGCCACCUUCAUGGGCAACUCCAACGAAGAGGCAUUCAAGGAAUACGCUUCUCCGCUCGAUAAGCAGGGCUCGUCCAGCCGCGUGAUGCCUGUGUUCGAUCCCACCAGCCGGGGCUCUAUUCUACACGGCGAUGAGUCGCUGGGCUUGGGAACCUCGACCUUUCUCGAGGGCACCCCUGCGGCGCGGGCUGUCAUCCAGCGCCGCGAGGCCGAGAUGGCAGCCAACCAGGAGGAGAACGGGCUGCAGCGGAAGAAGUCGCUGGCCCAGCGGAUCCGCGGCAUCAACCGCGAUAAGCGUCGUGACUUUGAGCCCAGUGGUCGCAUGACGAACCCGGAUGGAGCCCGCCGUUCGCCGACAACCUAUGGUGCGCAAACCUCUUCCAGCGUACAGAACUCGAGGGGCGAGCGAAACCCCUUCUUCAACGAAUACGGCGAUAGGGGCGGCGAAGACGAGCUCAGCGUCCGGCGGCCCGAUGUCAGGACCAAGUCCCCCACCAGCCCCAUGCCACCUCUGGAGCGCAAGAUCACAUCCGAUUCCAACGGCGCCCCAUCGCCGCUCGACGACCAGGCUCCCAGGCAGGGGGGUGGCCUCCUGGCUCGUGUCAAGUCCCUGAAGGGUGGCCGGCGAGGACGACCCUCUGGAGGCGACCCCUCCCCUACUCUUCCCGGUACCGCUGCGUAGGGACGCUUCGGUACGCCACGGACCCCGAUACGGCCCGUCAAACUAGGACCCCCGAUCCUUGCUCAGGAGAGUUGUUCUUGACGCGGUCAAUGCCUCGUCUUUUAUCCCGUCCACCUUUCGCCGCUGCCGUCUGCUUGUUGAUCCUCAGCACAAGCGCAACAUAUCCGAUAUAGCAAUGAUUCACCACCGAACCUUCCACAUUGCGCCUCGUACGCCCAUAUAGAGAAUCCGCUACACUAGGGCCGACUGAGAGCCUGUCGGUGGCUUACGAUUCUGCGCCAGUCGACACCGGAUGCACCGGAGUAGAAACUGCUUCCUUCCUACUCGGCCCACGCGCCGAUUGCGCGAUAACCAUCUUACAGGACAUGCAUAUUUCUUGGCGCAGCCGAGACGUCUUUGCGGAGAUAUCAUGAUCUACGGACAUUCAUCAUGAAAAUGGGGGGGUCACCUGCUGUCUCGCGCUAGGGCACUAAUGUUCAUGUAUAAACUUUUGGGGUCGGUCCAGUUUUGGCAUCGGAAGUAGCUUCUUGUUUGCUUCGCUGACAUAUCGUUUCCGCUCCUCGACUGUCAAGCUGCAGAAUCAGCUAGCCUUGUUGCCUGUAGAGCAUUCCUCUGCACCCAAGCCCUAUUUCCUUUUCUCGUUUAGUUUUCUUUUCAGUCAUGUGUUCUUGGCACACUUGGAAGAAGGGAUUGCUGGUCCAGCUUCGUCAUAAAAAAACCUCAUGGGCUAUUAUCCGCUAGGGCUGGUAUCUCCUUAGGUCUACCUCAGUUUUUUGUCUUUAUCACCCUUGGGGAGCCUUUUCGUAUCUCUCCCCACAUUUCCUGUAAUGAGAGCGAAGAGUGAGCCAUCGCGUUAGGGUUUGUUUCAUGUCGAGGUGUUGCUGGCGUGAACGAUGUGAUUCUGUUGGCCGAUUGGGACGAAAGGGCCGUGGAAGAAUCGCCAGCCAGCUCCUAAUCAAGGUCCCCAAUACAUCAACCAUCAUUAUGACAUGUGUCCGGCUUGGUCCUCCUCUUCCAAACAGUCUUCAAACGUCCGAUUCUGGCCGGGUGGUGAAGCUGCCUGGCCCGGCGUCACGUGAG